AUGAGCUUAUUACCACAAGCUUUAAUAUCAAACUUUAGUAACAGAGUAACCGGCGGCCAAGAAAGUAAUAACCAGCGUGAUCAUAAUCAUGAUCCUGAUUUAAUUGGUCCUCCAUUAUUGACCAUUGUACAAACUACAAGGUCACAUAAACGUGGAAAAGUUAUUAAUUAUUCAGAAGAUUUAAUGCUAAGUGAUAUUAUUAUGGAAGAAGAUGACGAUGUAGAUGACGAUGACAACAACAACAAUACUAACACUUUAAACAUUUCCACGCUCAAUAAUCACAAUGAAAAUGAUUCUUAUCUAGAUGAUGAGACAGCACAUUCAAAUAAUACUAAUCUUAAAAGAACAUAUCCCCCAUUUCCAGACUUGGAUAUUCCCGUGGACAAUACAAAUUUUUUAAAAUUUGCUAAAAUAAGAGAAACUUUCCGUAAGGGUAAAUAUUUUGAACCAUAUUCCACCGUAGUUGAUUUUUCAAAGUUUGAUCCCAAAAACAAUAACAGUAUAUACAAUAAAUCAAUAGAUGCGCAAUACACUGCAGAUAAAACGGAUGUAAAUGACAGCACAACUGUUAAUAAAGAGAGUAAUUGUAAUUCUUCUGCCUUGGUGCCCAUAAAAUUAGAUUUUGAAACUGCUCAAGGAUACAAGAUUAAUGACUUUUUCACUUGGAAUUUAAAUGACCCCUUGACACCAGAAGAUUUUGUUAAAAUAUAUCUAAUCGAUUUGGGUGUAAGUCCGUCAUCUUCAAUAACAGUUUUCAACACCUUAUAUAAUACCAUUUUGAAAAGUAUCGAAUCCCAAUUACAGGAAUAUGGACCAUUAGCGCAUGUAGUUUUACCCGAAAUACAUGUUGUUGUUAAUUUAACCUGCCAUAUAGGCCAAUCCUUCUUCGAGGACAAUUUCCAAUGGAAUUUGGGUGGAUCUACUGAAACGGGCACCGAUGUUCACGGAGUAUACAAAGAUAUUCCGUCUUCCUCCAUAACACCAGAACAAUAUGCUGAAAUUGUUGUUUCUGAUUUGGGUUUGCAAAGGGAAUUUGUAGGACUAAUAUCUUUUUCUCUACACGAAGUUAUAUUAAAAUUAAAAAAAAGAAUUUUGGAAGGUGGGAUUAAUGAAAUUAAUAGUCACCUAUAUAAUGGUGCCGCUUUUGGUUACGUAGCUGGUGUUAGAUUGGAUGUCAAUGGGCUAGGCAAUAGUUGGUGCCCUAAAGUUGAAGUUUUAACCGAAUGGGAAAUGGAAAAAAGAGAGAUUGAAAAGGAAAGAAAUUAUAGAAGAUUAAGUAGAAGAAGAAAGAUGGUUGACGAACUGGAAACGUCGUUGAGAAUUUAA
Saccharomycodes ludwigii is the source of this 1326-nucleotide messenger RNA. RefSeq names its product Sfh1p (gene SFH1). Gene Ontology annotation, molecular function: transcription coregulator activity. Bases 1 to 1326 code for a protein of 441 amino acids. Lineage: Eukaryota; Fungi; Ascomycota; Saccharomycetes; Saccharomycodales; Saccharomycodaceae. The transcript has a single exon. The record is from RefSeq and is a predicted model, not a curated record. Gene Ontology annotation, biological process: chromatin remodeling; regulation of transcription by RNA polymerase II. Gene Ontology annotation, cellular component: nuclear chromosome; nucleus; RSC-type complex.